This is a messenger RNA of Pleuronectes platessa (European plaice), 7413 nucleotides long. It is a transcript of the gene rp1l1a, whose product is annotated as rp1 like 1a. The transcript is spliced from 8 exons. Gene Ontology annotation, biological process: retina development in camera-type eye; intracellular signal transduction; axoneme assembly. Lineage: Eukaryota; Metazoa; Chordata; Actinopteri; Pleuronectiformes; Pleuronectidae. Bases 1 to 7413 code for a protein of 2470 amino acids. Gene Ontology annotation, cellular component: axoneme. The record is from RefSeq and is a predicted model, not a curated record.
AUGCAUUCAGUCCAGGUAGGGAUGUGGGACCCCCGGGCCCCGUCAAAACAUGACUCACCCCUCGCCUCACCUCCCCCCUCCGACGUGCGCCUCGCCCACGUGACCACAGACUGCCCGGCGAAGCGGAUCACCUUCUACAAAAGCGGCGACAGCCAGUUCGGGGGCGUCAGGAUGGCCGUCCACAAGCGCAGCUUCAAAUGCUUCGAUGCCCUGCUGGACGACCUUUCCCAAAAGGUGCCCCUUCCGUUUGGUGUGCGGACUGUAACCACUCCCCGUGGCACCAACACCAUCCAACACCUCGAGCAGCUCCAGGACGGCGGCUGCUACCUGUGCUCUGACCGGCGCCAGGCUAAGCCAAUCAACAUGGAGCUGGCAAGCAAACGCCCAAGCAUCUGGUCCCAUCACAACCGCAGACCCCAGCGGCCCGAGAGCUCGUCUGCGACACCACCCAACCAUCAGCCCUACAGGCAGCGGCGGAUCCUGCUGGUGAAGAACAGCGAGCCGGGCACGAGGAGGAGCGUGGUGCUGAGCAGGAGGUCGACCAGGAGCCUCGGGGCGUUCCUGGAUGAAGUGUCAGAGGUGAUGCAGUUUCACGUUCGCAAGCUCUACACUGCAGAGGGACGCAAGAUCGACACCGUGCAGAGCUUGAUGACCUGCCCCCCCGUGUUGGUGUGCGUCGGCCGGGAAGCGUUCAGUCCCGUGUUGGCCAACUUCAUCAAGAAGAACUCGGAGGAAAAGCUGCCUGGUCUGGACAGCAGGUCGCCCGGUCUCAGCCCCAGGACUCCGGGAAACGGGGCCAGAUCUCCUGCCGUUCAGGGAGCCAGAUCCCCGCCUCAUGGAGCUCAGUCCAGAGCCAGCGAGUACAGCGAAGGACAUGAGAGCAAGAAAAAUGUGAACUUUGGUCUGGAAACCAAGAAGAGCAUCAUCCACCCUCGUUCUGACUCCUCAAACCGCUCCAACCAUUUCUCGAUGUCUUCAGAGAAGUCGUACGGGAACGGCGUCAGCUCCUACUCCCAGGCCCGACCGGCGAUUAUGAACGAUGACAUCGAAAAGCGUGUGCUUGUGAAUAAAGACGGUAGCCUCUCAGUCGAGAUGAGGGUCCGCUUUCGCCUCCACAACGAUGAGACCGUCCACUGGUCCACGCAGAUAAAAAAAUCCCCAUCUCUGACCAAUGACUGUUGUCCCCUGAGCCAGGUCCAGCCCCACUACCUGCACAAUGGCCAAUCGGAAAGCUGCUCCGAUCCUGAUUCCAUGUCAUUCGACCCGGAGGUGGUGGAUUACUCCAGCCAACCUGUGCAGCAUGCAUUGGAAGCAAACCACUGCCCCUGCUGUUACCAGCGACCGGAGCAGCACUACGACUUGUGGGAGAAUCCAGCACACAGCCGCAAACAGCCUCUCGUCCCACCCCCACAUCCACUCACGUCCAGCCACACCAGAAGGAGACACACAAACUCCUCGAGCUCGUCUUCUUCCUGUAAUUCCAGGAGAGUGGUGCACCGUCGAGCUCAGCUCUCCAGCUGCGGAGGCGGCUCAGGCUCAGAGCAGAGCCAGCUGAUCCAGGAGGAGAUGUGUGUGACGGAGCAGGUUGAACACACAGUAGAGGUGGAGCAGGACGGAGACAAACACGUUGAGGUGUGCAGGGUGAGCCGGUGCCACAGCCGCAGCGAAGUCGUUACCAGAGACAGCAACCAUCGACCUCUCAGCAGCAAGUCAGGGGAGGAAGAGGUGAUGAUCGAGGAAGAGCAGGAGCGUCCACAGUCUGCAGUCAGCUGCUCCUCAAAUGUCCUGCAGUCAUUAGAGGAGGAUCAGGAUGAGGAGGAGGAGGACCUGCCACCCAGCGCCUCACGGUGCCAUCACAGCAAUGAACCAUCACCAUCUCCAUCAAGCAAAAUCUCAACAGUUAAAAAGCACAAGGACGGGGAAGAGAGAGCGAGCAGUGCAGUGUCUGCAGCUUCUUCCUGUUGCUGUGGAUCUGUCACGCAACUUCCAGCAGCUGAAGCAGAGGAGAUGGAUCGCGCCCCCAGCUCCAAGUCCAAAGCGAGCAGAGCUUCUUGCAGGUCUGGUCGCACAGGACUUUCAACCGGCUCUAGGAAAUCAGGGGCAUCGACUGUGUGCCCUGACUGUGGCGGCUGCAAACAAGGAGCCACUUCAAACCCUGGUUCACCGCAACACAAGCAGGAGAACGGCUCCAGCGAAAGUAAUGAUGACACCUCGGAGGAUUCAGUCGGGUCAACACAAUCCAACAAGUCCAACCUCACCAACUGUGGCCGCAAUUCUGCAGAAUCAAACGUCUUGGAGUGCAGAGCAUCUAGUGUCGCGUCCAGUGCAUCCACUCCUGAAGUAAAAGAAGAAGAAAGGGCUCCGAGUGCCAUCUCAGCAACCAGCCACAGGUCCAAUAGGUCACACAGGUCUGGUAAUAAUGGGGUCACUGGUAUCACAGUGGACAAAGAGGAGGAGAGGAGCCUCAGCAACAUGUCUGCCAGGUCCAGGAAGUCUAAAACACCUGACACGAGAACAAGAGAGGAAGUCGUGGGAGAGAGAGCAAUCAGCUCGUUGUCGGUCAAAUCAGGUGUUUCGGCAAAGACCAUCACUUCAGUCAAAUCUCACAAGUCCAACUGUCCCUCAAAAAGUAACGCUGCCUCCCCAACUGAAGAUACAGCCGUCGAAGAGGAGAAGACACGCAAAAAGUCUCCAAGUAGCCUUUCUGAGAGACCCCAUAGUGCCCUGUCAGCAAAAUCAAAUGUGACAGCACAGUCGAGCACUUCUCACAGGUCCGCGUGCAGCCGCUGUGCUAAAGUUAAAUCUCCAGGUGCUGGGGAAGCAACAAGACAGGAAGAAGGGACAGACGGGCAGAACAGAACAGCGAGUGCCAUGUCAGUCAAGUCUAAUCUGUCAGUCAAGUCUAAUAAUUCCCAUAAGUCCACCAAAGCUUCAGAGAGGUCACUUUCGCCCAGGUCGGAGGCUCAGGGAGAGGAAAGGCCAGCAAGUCAAACGUCUGCCAGAUCAGUCAAAUCAACAAAUGGUUCUGUAAAGUCCUCAAAGUCACGCAAGUCUAACUGCGAAGAAAAUGAAACUGAGGUAUCUCCGAGCUCAAAGUUAGAAGAGGAACCCGAGGAGACAGAAGGUGAGAUGGUGGAAGAAGAAACACAACAUGAGCCAGACAGAGCAGCCAGCGCCCGGUCCACAAUGUCCAAUAAGAAUACAGGAGAUGCUAAAGAGCGGACUGCCAGUGUUUUAUCUGGUAAAUCAGCUCUAUCUGAGAAGUCCCACCAUUCAAAGACAGACGUGGACAGAAGUCCUAGUGCCGCGUCUGGGAAGUCCAGGAAGUCCAAGUGCUCUGCAGCUUCUCCACAUGGAGACGAGCAGCAAACUGAAACCGAAGAGCGGGUUGCCAGUGCCAUGUCUGUCAAGUCCAAAUCGUCAGCACGGUCCAAUGUCAAGUCGGCGUCACCGGGUCCAAAUGCCGUUACCAUCAACUCGGCAGAGGAGGUUGAGGACGAAGGAAAUGAGACGACAGAGAGAGCUCCAAGCGCUGCAUCAGCUAAAUCUAGAAAAUCUCAUGUUUCAUCCAAUCAUAGUGGACGUAAAGCUCCAGCCGCACCCGGCAGUCGUCAAUCCUCUGCACGACAGUUGGUGCCUGGCCCCGGUUUGGGGGAGACGAGAGGUCCGAGUGCUUUGUCAGUUCGGUCCGCAACCUCGGCUAAAUCUGGCCGGUCCAAAUGUCGCUGUGGAGCAGCUUCAGGGGAGGAUCAGAAGGAGGGAAAUGAUGAGGAGGCUACUGAACAGGCUGCAAGCUUCUUAUCAUCCUCUUCCAAGAGACAGAGGAGGGAUUCAGGAGGCACCGAGCAGCCGUUGAGUCGAUGCUCAUCAGGCUCAGUCUCUCUCGGGUUGCCCGAAGACCAAGAAGCAGCUGAUUCAGACAGUGGGAAGUCAUGUUUUUCCUUUUGCACAAACACUGAGAGUAAAGGCCGAGUGAAGACGGCAGCAUCUGAGGGUCCUAAAAGCCAGACGGGCUCUGCUGCAAAGAAAGAUGUGGAAGGAAGAGCGUCCAGGAAUAAAAGCACUUUGUCCCACAAUCCUCCAGCUGUCGAUAUCCCCACGAUAAAAACUCCUGGAGGCGGUGAUGGUCGAGAUGAAGAAGACGGUGGAGGGCAAAACGCAGAAAGAGCAGCCAGUGCAAUUUCUACCAAAAGCGGCAGAUCCCAAAAGUCCUCACGUAGCCGUAGCGCCAAAGUGACAGAAAAUAACCUUCAAACGGAAAGUGAGUCAAAAACUAGAAAUCUGAGCGCCCACAACAACAGAACCUCGUCUUCAAUGUCAUCAUCAAGUGCCAAUGUAGCAAAGACCCCAGUUGGAGAUUCAUCAAGUAAUGACACUGGAAACAUCAGUGAGGUCAAAGGGCAAGAAGACGUUGCAGCCAGUGUCCACUCCAAGAGUCCGUUUUGCCUCAGGCCUGAAUCAGCAGCUUCGGCUCAAUCUGGGUCCAAAACCAAAGUCAGAUCAGUCAAAGGCCGUGAGUCCAGAUCUAAAGCAGGAAGCAACAGUGGCGACGUGGAGACACUUGUCAAAUCCUCGGACCCCUGUCCCCUGCAUGACUCCAGACCAAGCAGCAAAGUGGAGAGUGAGACCACUCUGUCUCACUCUCUGUCCGCUGCCGACCUGCUGAAGGAAACCAUGGCUGCGUGUCCGGACAGACCAGAGUCGAAGGCCAGCAAAACCAGUGACCGAACGGGGGGAGAGAAAAGCCCAAAGAGUCAGAGAAAAAGGAACCAGAAGGAGAAAAAGCCCGACCUCACACCUGCCUGUCUGCCCAACGCUUCCCCCAACGAGGUGGUGAACAACUGGCUGCGGAGCAUUCCUGCCAACAGCGGUAUGCUGGCACUGGGCGACGAGCUAGAAGAGGGGGAGCAGGAGGCGGAGGAGAAACCUGGAGAGGAGGAGGUGGCACAGGUGGGGGAGAGUCCUGAAGACGAUAAAGUGGAGGACGAGGAGAAGGCUGAGGUUGAGGAGGGAGCAGAGAAAGAGGGAGAAGCUAAAUGUGACACGGCAGAGGAGGAGCAGAAUUCAGAUCCAGCUCCGGGUGAUGAGAAGGUGGCGUCUUGCCCCACUGGGCUGGAAAGUGCUGACUCUCUGCCCAGGAAUUUGCAUCCGUCUGUGGCUGUGAUGAAGGUUCUUCUGAGUUCUUCUCUGGGCCGAUGCCGAAGUUUGCCAGAGGUGUCUCCAGUUUAUGGCCGUCGACUGAGCACGUCAGCCAGAGGGUUCCUGGAUUGUUUGGCCCAGCUCCAGCUCAUCGAGCCGGCACUUAGACCCGGUUGUGACCUGCAGAAAAACCCUAACCACCAGUAUGACGAGAUCAUGACCAUACUCCAGUCGCUCUGGCUCACUGGGCCCAGUGACACUGAGUUCAAGAAGGGCAAGGACAUCGGCAAGGAGCAGGUGACUCCACCGAGGUCCUCAUCCGGGGUGGGAAUGAGCAGUGGCUCCGGCGGGUCGGGAAAGGAGAAUGGAAAUAAAGAUGGACACGAAACACCUCCGAAGGAGAUUGAAUCUUUACCCGAGGUGCAGGUGCCGAGUGAAGAUCAAAGUACACUCCCUCAAAGUCUGGACAGCCCGAAAGCCACAGAGAACCCGUCAUCCUCGGACAAGAGCUCUGCCAACGACAGCUCCAAGUCCCCCACCGACAACGAGCAGGAGCCGCUGGACGACACCAGCUCAGGAACACCCUCGACUGUCCUGCGAGCGCCUCUGUCCCAAAAACUGUCCCAAGACCCCGAUCCCGUUUGGGUGCUGCACCUUCUGAAGAAGGUGGAGAAACAGUUCAUAAACCACUACAUCAACGCCAUGGCGGAGUUCAAAGUCCGCUGGGACCUGGACGACAGCCUCAUCCUGGACACGAUGAUGUCUGAGCUCAAGGAGGAGGUGAGUCGACGCAUCCAGAGCAGCAUCGAACGCGAGAUAAGGAAGAUUAAGGGCCGAGCCGGCAGAGGAGGACGGUCGCCCCGGCCACCCCAGGGAGCGCACCUCUCCAGGGAGUCCACCAUGACAGAGAAGAGGCGUCGGAUUUUAAAGGUCAUGAAGAACCAAUCGGUGAAAACCACUGACUCUGUCAGUGAUGAAGAGAUGGAGGGUGAUUUCAGUGACCAGCGAAGUGAUGAUGAGUACUGCCCCUGCGAUGCUUGUGUCCGCAAGAAAAUGGAUGCCCGGCCUCUCAUGGUGAACCCAUUGGCAGCCAACGCACCAGUGAAGAUGGAGUUUGACCUUCUCAAGAUACUUCAGCUGAAGAAAAGCCCAGAGCCUGCGCCUGUAGCCGUGCACCAGUCUGCGGAGCUGGAAGGUGAGGAGGGGAGGAAUUUGGAAGUAGUGCAGGAGGAAGAGGAGGAGGAGGAGGAGGAGGAGGAAACAAAGGAGGAUAUUAAAGCGGAGUUUGUUUUAGAGGAUAUGAUCCCAGAGGAGGAUGAGGAAGAAGAAGAGGAGAAGGUAGAAAAGGAGGAAAAUAGUGAGGAGGGUAAGGAGCAGGAAGAGGGAGAAAAAGAAGGUGAGGAAACAGGAGAAGAGGGGGCACAAGGAAAUGAUGAUGAGGAGGAAGAGGGUGAGGCAGAAUGUCAAUGUCAGUGUGCCAGAAAUGAGGAGGAGAGUGACAAGGCUGAAGAGGAAGAGGAGGCUGAGGAGACUGGCGACAACACAGGGGAAGAUGAGGUGGAAGAUGAUGAGGACGAGACAGGAACUGGGGAGGAGGAGAGUGACCUGGAGACAGUUAAAGAAGCACCAGUAGGUAAAGGAGAGACCACUGAGGGUCAGGAGGAGGAGGAAGAGGAGGAGGAGUGUGAGGCGUCUGAUUCUAAGCCAGUGGAAGAGGAAACCACAGGAAAGGAAAGUGGAGAAGAGGAGGCAGAGGAUGAAGAUGACGGGGAGAAUGGGGGCGGAGAGGAGGAGUCGCACGAAGAGGGAGAGGGAGGAGAAAGUGAGGAGCAGGAAGGACCCCCCCCACAGGACCAGGGGGCGACUGAGGGAGAGGAGGCCGACGCUGAAGACUCAGACACAGACAAAAAAAGCCCCAGCGACACCAGUGCGGAUGAAGUUGUUGCUGGGACCACUGGUGACGAGGAAGAGAAAGAGGCGGGAGGAGGAGACGCCGUGGAGGAGUUCAAGCCCGAGGAAGAGGAGGAGGAGGAGGAAGUGAAAGGCAGCAGAAAGGAGGCGGGGGCUCUCCUCCAUCAGUUCACCAGGACGUCUGUGGAGUCGCAGCCCGGCUCCUUGGAGGACAUUCACACGGAUUCAGCUCCUGUCAGCACCAUAGAAGUGCCCAAGAUGGGGUCCACUGGGGGGGGUGCGAGCCCGAAGAGGAGCCGGUCGCCGGGGAGGGUCAAAUGUCGCAAACCCAAAGACAGAGAUAUGGACCAGGAUGAUUAUUAA